This is a messenger RNA of Suricata suricatta (meerkat), 2437 nucleotides long. It is a transcript of the gene DRD2, whose product is annotated as dopamine receptor D2. Gene Ontology annotation, cellular component: presynaptic membrane; glutamatergic synapse. The transcript has 8 exons. Gene Ontology annotation, biological process: adenylate cyclase-activating adrenergic receptor signaling pathway; adenylate cyclase-inhibiting dopamine receptor signaling pathway. The record is from RefSeq and is a predicted model, not a curated record. Lineage: Eukaryota; Metazoa; Chordata; Mammalia; Carnivora; Herpestidae. Gene Ontology annotation, molecular function: G protein-coupled receptor activity; dopamine neurotransmitter receptor activity, coupled via Gi/Go. The coding region runs from base 210 to 1541 and encodes 443 amino acids.
UGCAACACCCGCGGUCCUCUGGGGCUGCCUUUCUUUUGUCACUUGUUAAUGUGGCCGCCUCCCUUUAUGGCUACAUCUCAUGGGUGGAGGGCAUUUCUUCCUGGCUGGACGCACAGAGGCUUUGAUUGAGUUCCGACCACAACGAACAGCCGGCAGAUCCCAGAGCACAGGAUGCCAGAGCCUGGCCACCCGGUGGCCCCGCUGCCGCGAUGGACCCGCUGAACCUGUCCUGGUACGAAGAUGACCUGGAGAGCCGGAACUGGAGCCGGCCCUUCAACGGCUCGGAGGGCAGGGCCGGCAGGCCGCACUACAACUACUACGCCAUGCUGCUCACCCUCCUCAUCUUCGUCAUCGUCUUCGGCAACGUGCUGGUGUGCAUGGCCGUGUCCCGCGAGAAGGCGCUGCAGACCACCACCAACUACCUGAUCGUCAGCCUCGCCGUGGCCGACCUCCUGGUGGCCACGCUCGUCAUGCCCUGGGUUGUGUACCUGGAGGUGGUGGGCGAGUGGAAGUUCAGCAGGAUUCACUGUGACAUCUUCGUCACCUUGGACGUCAUGAUGUGCACCGCGAGCAUCCUGAACCUGUGUGCCAUCAGCAUCGACAGGUACACGGCCGUGGCCAUGCCCAUGCUCUACAACACCCGGUACAGCUCCAAGCGCCGAGUCACCGUCAUGAUCGCCAUCGUCUGGGUCCUGUCCUUUACCAUCUCCUGCCCGCUGCUCUUCGGACUCAACAACAACGACCAGAACGAGUGCAUAAUCGCCAACCCUGCGUUCGUGGUGUACUCCUCCAUCGUCUCCUUCUACGUGCCCUUCAUCGUCACGCUGCUGGUCUACAUCAAGAUCUACAUCGUCCUCCGCAGGCGCCGCAAGCGAGUCAACACCAAGCGCAGCAGCCGCGCCUUUAGGGCCAACCUGAAGGCCCCACUCAAGGGCGCCUGCACUCACCCCGAGGACAUGAAACUCUGCACCGUUAUCAUCAAGUCCAAUGGGAGUUUCCCAGUGAACAGGAGGAGAGUGGAUGCAGCCCGCCGAGCCCAGGAGCUAGAGAUGGAGAUGCUGUCCAGCACCAGCCCCCCCGAGAGGACCCGGUACAGUCCCAUACCGCCCAGCCACCACCAGCUGACUCUCCCCGACCCGUCCCACCAUGGCCUCCACAGCACGGCCGACAGCCCCGCCAAACCAGAGAAGAAUGGGCACGCCAAAGACCACCCCAAGAUUGCCAAGAUCUUUGAGAUCCAGUCCAUGCCCAAUGGCAAGACCCGGACCUCUCUCAAGACCAUGAGCCGCAGAAAGCUCUCGCAGCAGAAGGAGAAGAAAGCCACCCAGAUGCUCGCCAUUGUCCUCGGUGUGUUCAUCAUCUGCUGGCUGCCCUUCUUCAUCACCCACAUCCUGAAUAUACACUGUGACUGCAACAUCCCGCCGGUCCUGUACAGCGCCUUCACGUGGCUGGGCUACGUCAACAGUGCCGUGAACCCCAUCAUCUACACCACCUUCAACAUUGAGUUCCGCAAGGCCUUCCUGAAGAUCCUGCACUGCUGAGCCGCUUCCGCCUCCCCGCCCGGGCCGGCCAGCGCUGCGGCCCUGGGCGCCGUGGAGGGGGGGCGACGCAGGGCGGACUCGGCCUCCUCUUCGCCGCGGCAGGCCCUGCAGAGCUAGCUUGACUUCACGGUGCCGGCCCGAGGGCUGGACCCCGGCUCGGGGCGGCUCCCAGAGCCCCCCUCCCGCUCCAGACCCUCUCCCCAGGGCACCAAAGACGCAGCCGCCUUCUCUGAGGUUCCUCUGGGGCUCUGGGGUGGCCAGGGCCUCAGGCGACUUCCGCGGUGGUGGCGGGAGACCCUUGUAAAUAGCAGACCGCAGAGUGAGCCCCGGAGCAGCCCAAGCCAAAAAUCUUCUCUCACUCCCUCUUCUGCCCUGACAGGAGCCUCUUUCCCCAACAGGGGGUCCCGCCCUGCCUCCCGCCAGCCACCCAUGUGAUUUCCACACCCGCUGAGGGCCGCACCCCGGGCUUGAAGGGCCCCAGGAAGGUCUGCGGGGAGAGGAACAUCCCCGAGCCCACUCUGCUGCCCCCCGACAGACUUGGUGCCUCCUUUCCAUAGCAACUGCUAGGCCAGCCUGUGGGCAGGCAGGGAAGGCUGGGGUGGCUGCAUCCGGGGCCUGGGGCGGGGUGUUGGAGGUUCUCGGGGGGCUGCCUCCCGCCACCCUCGGCCACGACACCACUCUCCUUUGCCUCUUGCCUCUUCUCUCUCCUGCCCCCUCUCCUUUCCACUGUCUCUGCCUCAGAGGAGCUGGAGGCUCGGGGGCUGCUGAGUGCCACUUGGCCUGGGCUGGCCUUGCCCUGAGCGGGGAGGGAGGCUGCAGCUUGGGGGGCCCUGGGCCCAGACUCUGUAACAUCACCACACGUGCUCCACACGAAUAAAACUUUGACGGGAGUCACA